AGAACCUGAAGUCUGGAGUGUAUCCUCUCAAGGAAGCAAGUGGAUGCCCUGGGGCUGACAGGAAUCUUCUGGUGUACUCUGUUUAUGAAAAGAUGGAGUCUCACUCUGUUGGCCAGGCUGGAGUGCAACGGCAUCAUCUCGGCUCAGUGCAACCUCCACCUACCGGGUUCAAGUAUUUCUCCUGCCUCAGCCUCCCCAGUAGCUGGGAUUACAGGCACCUGCCACCACGCCUGGCUAAUUUUUGUACUUUUUUUUUUUUUUUUUUUUAGUCCAAUCAGUUUACUCUGCUUUCUCCAUCUCCUCCUCCCAUUAGUCAGCCAUUGGAACUGGGAAACCUCCUACUUUCCCCCUCUUUGUGCUCUUUCCACAAUUCAUCUUGUCUUUCUGCAGCCAUAUCUUCUUAAUACAGACUGAAGGUUCUGUCAUUGAGAAUAGAGUGAUCCAUAAACCUGGUCAUCGCACUUUUUAUGAGACAGUGAUGUGGGCCCCAGAUCCAUGGCAUGGUUUCCUCUGGAUGCACUCCUGGAUCUAAUUUUUUGUAUUUUUAAUAGAGACUGGGUUUCACCAUGUUGACCAGGAUGGUCUCCAUCUCUUGACCUCGUGAUCCACCUGAUCCACCUGCCUCAGCCUCCCAAAGUGCUGGGAUUACAGGCAUGAGCCGCUGUGCCUGGCCGUAUCUCUGACUUUUUUUUUUUUUUCUUGAGACGGAGUCUCACUCUGCUGCCCCAGCUGGAGUUCAAUGGCACGAUCUCAGCUCACUGCAAUCUCCACCUCCCAGGUUCAAGUGAUUCUCCUGCCUCAGCCUUCUGAGUAGCUGGGAUUAUAGGCGUAUGCCACCACGUCUGGCCAGUUUUUGUAUUUUUAGUAGAGAUGGUGUUUCACCAUGUUGGUCAGGCUGGUCUCAAACUCCUGACCUUGUGAUCUGCCUGCCCCGGCCUCCCAAAGUGCUGGGGUUACAGGCGUGAGCCACCGUGCCCGGCCAAUCUCUGACUUCUUUAAGCAGUGUUUUGUGAUUCUUGUCAUAGGGAUCGUUCACCAUUCUGAUUAGCUGUAUUCCUAGAUAUUCUAUUCUUUUUGUGGCAAUUGUGAAUGGGAUUAUGUUUUUGAUUUGGCUUUUGGCUUGGAUGUUUUGAUGUACAGAGAUUCUACUGAUUUUUGUACAUGUAUUUUGUAUCCUGAAACUUUGCUAAAGUUGUUUAUCGGUUUAAAGAGCUUUUCUGCUGAGACUGUAGGGUUUUGAAGAUAUAGAAUCAUGUCAUCUGCACACAGGGAUAGUUAGACUUCCUUUCUUCCUGUUUGGAUGUCUUUUCUUUUCUUUUCUUUUUUUUUUUUUGAGACAGAGUAUUGCUCUCGCCAGGCUGGAGUGCAGUGGUGUGAUCUCGGCUUAUUGCAACCUCCGCCUCCCGGGUUCAAGCGAUUCUCCUGCCUCAGCCUCCUGAGUAGCUGGGACUACAGGCGCAUGCCACCAUGCCCAGCUAAGUUUUGUAUUUUUUGGAGAGACGGGGUUUCACCAUGUUGUCCAGGAUGGUCUCAAUCUCUUGCCCUCGUGAUCCACCCGCCUCAGCCUCCCAAAGUGCUGGGAUUACAGGCGUGAGCUCCCACGCCCAGCAGAUGCCUUUUAUUUUCAUCUCUUCUCUGAUUGCUCUGGCCAAGAUUUCCAAUUUUAUGUUGAAUAGGAUGUUUGAGAGAAGGCAUCCUUAUCUUGUGCCAGUUUUCAAGGAGGAAUGCUUCCAGCUUGUAUCCAUUCAGUAUGUUGGCUGUAAGUUUGUCAUUGAUGUCUCAUUGUUUUGAAGUAUAUACCUUCAAUGCCUAGUUUGUUGAGGGUUUUAAACAUGAAAAAUAUUAAAUUAUAUUGAAAAUGUUUUUAGCAUCUAUUGAGAUAAUCUUGGUAUUUGUUAUUAGUUCUCUUUAUGUGAUGAAUAACAUUUAUUGAUUGUAUAUUGAACCAACUUGCCUCCCAGAGAUGCAGCCUACUUGAUUAUAAUGGAUUAGCUUUUUGAUGUUCUUCUGAAUUCAGUUUCCCAGUAUUUUGUUGAGGAUAUUUUCAUCAAUGUUCAUCAAGGAUAUUGGCCUGAAGUUUUCUUUUUUUUAUCUCUGCCAGGUUUUGAUAUCAGAAUGAUGCUAUUCUUAUAUAUAAUGAGUUGAAAAAGAGUCCUUUCUUUUCAAUAUUUUGAAAUAUUUUUAGUAGAAAUGGUACUAGCUCUUGUUUGUACAUCUGGUAGACUUCAGCUAGGAAUUUGUCUGGUUCUUUGCUUUUUUUUUUUUGGCUAGUAGGCUAUUUCUUACUAAUUCAAUUUUGGAGCUUGUUAUUGGUCUAUUCAGGGAUUCACUUUCUUAUUUGUUCAGUCUCUAGAAAAUGUGUCUUUGCUCCCAGGUUGCUAUUCUCAAGCUUGGCCCAAAUAAACUCUCUUAUAUUCAUGUUGCCUCAGCUUUUUCCUUUUAGGUAGUCAUAUCACGUAGAAUGAGCUAGAGCAGCCUCUAUGAGGGGAUCUCUCCUUCGAUUGUACUCCACUUGCUGUAACACCCAAGAAUGCAGAGUGUGGUUGAUCCUACCUAGAAUCUGCACAUAAGGUCUGGCCUCUUCCUGGGAUUUAUAGGACACGGCCAGACUUUAGAUUGAGAAUGUACAGAAAACCAACAGGAGGCAUUUUCUCCAUUAUGAGUUGUCAACAUAGACAUCUUAAAGCCCCCUUUGAGAGUGUGGUUCUUUAAGCUUUUCAGAUCUUGUUCAGUGAUUUGCCACAGUUAUGUGAGAGGCUCCAGAUAUAAAUAGAAUCUGAUGACAGAAUCAGCAUUUUAAGAGUGAGAUAUCAAAGUCAUAAUGUAUCCAUAGCCAUGACCACAACUAUACCUACCUGUAAAAUGUGAUACUGGAGUAGAGUAUUCUUGUCUUUCUCCUUACCCAAAAGCUAGCAAAUUGGGACAAGUGAUUAGGUUCUGGAGCUCCACCAGGCCAUUUUCUAUUUAGAAUCAGCCUGAAUCUCUCCAGCCUGGCUUAUCAUUGGGCCAUCAGCCCAGGGUCACUAAGAACCCUCUCACAAUCACCUAGGCGUCUUUGAGACAUUUGAGGAUGUCCAGGGCAGAAUUGUGUCAGGCUGAUGAGUGGUUAAUUCUGCUUCUGGCUUGGUGUAAGAGAAAUGAGUCAUUCUGUGUGUGUGUGUGGUUUUUUUAGGGGUUUUUUUUUCUUCUUUUUUUCUUUUUUUAGACGGAGUAUUGCUCUAGCGCCCAGGCUGGACUGCAGUGACGCGAUCUCGUCUCACUGCAACCUCUGCCUCCCGGGUUCGAGUGACUCUUUUGCCUCAGCCUCCCGAACAGCUGGGAAUACAGGCUCUUGCCACCAUGCCUGGCUAAUUUUUGCAUUUUUAGUAGAGACGGGGUUUCACCAUAUUGCACAGGCUGGUCUUGAACUCCUGACCUUGUGAUCCACCCACCUCAGCCUCCCAAAAUGCUGGGAUCACAGGUGUGAGCCACCACGCCUGGCAAUUCUGUGUUUUUUUCUCUCCUUAUACAAGAGAUAACUUUGGUUGGUACCCAGAUGAGAGUUUCUCAAGUUUCCUGGUACUUGGAUGAAAGCAAUAGGAGGUCUGGUGACUCAGACAGAUAAAGUAAUUGUUUUCAUUUUAUAUGGCCAUUCAAAAAACAGAUGAAGCAGUCAUGAUCCUUACUAUCCAGGAACAUUUUGUCUAGACUAACAACUGGAUACAUGGGUGAAUUAAGCAUUAUAUGGUUGGUACAAUGAAUAGAUGUGUCCAAAAAAAAUUUGGGCCACUGUUUUAUAUUGUUAUUUCUGAUACCAUCAGCUGAAGGGAUAUUUAUGGAGCGAAGAUUUGUUAUUAUUUGUGUUUCUUUUACUUUGCUAAGAAUAUAUAUUUAUCUUCUAAUAUAAUUAUUCUAAAGAACUAAUAAAUUUGUUUAAAUUGCUCAUUAGCAUAUGUUAUAAAAUUGACAGGGCAGUGGCAAAAAUAGAUUAAAGUUACAUAAGCUCUGGGAUUUAAGAUUCUCUUAUGUAAGCUUAGGAAAAACAGAACUGGAAAUACCUUGGUGGCAGAGAGAACAUAAUUCUACAUAGGGUCCUUUCCCUGCCCAAAUUCUGUUCAGAUUCACCCUUUUUGGAGGCCUUAUUUAUGUCUGGCCCUACUCUGGAGCCUUGCCUCACAAAACUGAUUUAUAAAAAUCAGAGUUUUGGCUGGGUGUGGUGGCUCACACCUGUAAUCCCAACACUUUGGGAGGCUGAGGCAGACAGAUCACGAGGUCGGGAGUUUGAGACCAGCCUGACUAACAUGGUGAAACCCCGUCUCUACUAAAAAUACAAAAAUUAGCCAGGCGUGGUGGCACAUGCCUGUAAUCCCAGCUGCUCAGGAGGCUGAGGCAGGAGAAUCACUUGAACCCAGGAGGCAGAGGUUGCAUUGAGCCAAGAUUGUGCCACUGCACUCCAGCCUGGCAACAGAGCGAGACUCCGUCUACAAAAAAAUAGAUUGGAGUUUUGUCUGGUGAAUCUUGCUGCUUUUCUAGAGCUGGUGCUCACAAUUUUCUGAAACCCAAAAACAGAUAAAUGACAGAAAUAAACUAUUUAUUUUAGGAUCUUAUUUUUAAAAUUUUGUAUUAAAACCAGUGCUUACAGAAACCUUCCAUUUAGCACCUUGUUUUCUGUUUCUGCCAAUCUAGCAGUUGCUCCACAAGCCACAAACAAGUAAAUGUAUACACAAUAAAAAUUUCUCUAAACUACAUUAAACUUUUUCUAUGUUCUUCUCAUCUGCCUGUAUUUAACUUUUAUUCUAUACAUUUAAAACAAAAUCAAUGACAGAGAAACAGAGGAAGAAAUAAAAAUGCUGAACACUUUAUCUAAAUCCUGGGAAUUAUUGAACACUUAGUGUCAACUUCCAGGGUGUUACUAGGAUUAAAUCCCAAAAUGUGUUAUUCCCAGCACAGUGCUCUGUAACAUACCCUUGAGCACGUAGUACCUGCUUAAUAAACAUUGCAUUUGUAUAUGUGUACAUGUUAUUUUCCAAAGGCAGAUUUAUUCAGACAUUGCCGCCUUCUGUUUGUUCUGUAAACUUUAAAGAGCCAGCAAAGAAUAUAAAACUUUAAGAUGGAGAUUGGUUUUAUUUGUACCAGAAGUAUUUGUGUUGUGACAAGAGUGCUAAGUGUAAGGGACUCUGUGCUGUACCUGCUUCUCUAACUAAUGCUAAUGAGCCCAGGGGGAACAACAUCAGCAUUGACAGGGAACUUGUUUGAAACACCCAUUCAUGAACCCUUUUCAAACUUGCAAAUCCACAUUACAUAGAGUGGGGCCAAAAUUACCAAGCUGGUUUUAAGCUCAUUAAAGUUUGAGAGGCAGUGCUUAGCUAAGUGGUUAUCAGCCCCGUCUUGUUUUUUUGUUUUGUUUUGUUUUUGUUUUUAAGACAGGAUCUCACCCUGUUACCCAGUCUGGAGUGCAAUGGCAUAAUCUCGGCUCAGUGAAACCUCCGCCUCCCGGGUUCAAGCCAUUCUUAUGCCUCAGCCUCCUGAGUAGCUGGGAUUACAGGUACCCGCCACCAUUCCUGGCUAAUUUUUUGUGUUUUUAGUAGAGAUGAGGUUACACCAUGUUGGCCAGGCUGAUCUUGAACUCCUGACCUCAGGUGAUCCAUGUGCCUCGGCCUCCCAAAGUGCCGGGAUUACAGGUGUGAGCCACCGCGCCCGGCCUCUGCCCAGUCUUCUAAUUAGGAUUACAUGGCAGAAAUCUCUGUACUUAUGCCCUUUCCAUGGAUUUCGUUUAUUGUUCUGGGUGGAAGCAUCCAUGUUGUUUUAAUGAAGUGCCUCAUGUGACUCUAAGGUGAGGCCAGAAUCAAGUAUGAGGGCUUCAAUAUACAUUCAUGAGAGCUAAGUGCCACCUUUGCACUAAAGGGUGGUCACAGGGCCCGUUCUGUUUGGGUUUGGUAGGGACGGAGGAGUGUGGCUCAUAUUUCCAUUACUGUAGCAGAAAUUGCUGGUGUCUGUGGCGGGGGAGGGCACCUAAGGACAGGAAAAGAGAAACAUACUUUUAUAUUCAUAGAGCAGCCCAUUGUUCCUGAAUCCCUUCUGUUAUAAAGGACAGAGAAAUGGGUGGACUUUUUCUGCAGGACCUUCCUUCUAUUUGUGUGCGUGAUGGUAGCAGACAAAAAGGUGGUGCUGACAUUUUUAAAGGAACGUUCUCAAAAUGCAGGUAUAACUUGUCCAGAGAAUGUUAUCUAAAAAGGAUUUUCAGAGAAGGAGAGAGAAAAAAUGGCUUUUUUCAGCUAAACAUGUCUCAGACGAAGAGCUGUGUGCACUCUGCUUCAUGGAAUGCCAUGCGUUUAGUACUUGCAAAUCUUUACUUCUCUAUUUGUGUUUUUCCUUCUUAAGGAGUUUGUUUUAACUACAUUUAAAAAUUCUUAAAAUAUUCAAGGCUCUCUGCAAAACAUUACUAUAUACCAGAGCUUUCUCUACAUUCUCUACAUCAUGGCUUCUUAUAUGCCACGCAGAAUUCCUACCAUAAAUUUAUAAUUGGCACUACUAAAAAUGUUCCCUUUGUGGCUGUUAAACAUGGGGAGAUAUAGAUACUCAAGAUUCCUAUUGGGGGAAAGCUGGGGUCCCUAGUAAAGAUGGAGAAUAUGUAAUGUUGAGGUUUCAUCUGUUUUCUCUAUUAACUCUGUGCAGAACAGGAUUAAGAAAAUGCUUAUUUAAACAGAAUACCAUUUAUUACCCAGAAAGUUAUGAAAAAAAUUAUUAGGAGAUACCUGCUCUCUAGGGUGCUAAAGAAAGACUACUUAAAAUCACUAUUAAAAAUAACAGAACAUGGGAGAUAUCUGUAUUUUGAACUUUGUAUAAAACUGAUGUAUCUUUAUGGUUGCAUUCAGACUAUAAUUUACUGUUUGAGGGGCAAUAUCUUAGCAGUGAUGCCGUGUUCUUCUAUGUGCAUCAGCACAUCAUAAAAAUUUGUUGGCCGGGUGUGGUGGCUCACACCUGUAGUCCCAGCACUUUGGGAGGCCGAGGUGGGCGGGUCACCUGAGGUCAGGAGUUCGAGACCAGACUGACCAACGUGGAGAAACCCCGUCUCUACUAAAAAUACAAAAUUAGCUGGGCAUGGUGGUGCAUGCCUGUAAUCCCAGCCACUUGGGAGGUUGAGGCAGGAGAAUAGCUUGAACCCAGGAGGUGGAGGUUGCAGUGAGCCAAGUGGUGUCAUUGCACUCCAGCCUGGACAACAAGAGCAAAACUCCAUCUCAAAGAAAAAAAAAAGAAGAAAGAAAUUUAGAAAUUCAGACUUUACUCCAGAUCUUCUGAAGAAAAAAAAUCUGCACGACAGGAUCUCCAGUUUAUUGUUCACCUUUAAAAUUGAGAGGUACCUUCGAACUCAGCAUGUCUUUUUUGUCUGAAAAAUAUACACAACUCAAACUUUAUGAUGUAAAUAUAGCACUCAAAGGGCCGUUGACAUUUAGGGAUGUGGCCAUAGAAUUCUCUCUGGAGGAGUGGCAAUGCCUGGACACUGCUCAGCAGGAUUUGUAUAGAAAAGUGAUGUUAGAGAACUACAGAAACCUGGUCUUCUUGGGUAUUGCUGUUUCUAAGCCAGACCUGAUCACCUGUCUAGAGCAAGGAAAAGAGCCCUGGAAUAUGAAGAGACAUGCGAUGGUAGAUGAACCCCCAGUUAUAUAUUCUCAUUUUGCCCAAGACCUUUGGCCAGAGCAAGGCAUAAAAGAUUCUUUCCAAGAAGUCAUAUUGAGAAGAUAUGGAAAAUGUGGACAUGAAGAUUUACAGUUAAGAACAGGCUAUAAAAGUGUGGAUGAGUAUAGUCUGCACAAAGAAUGUUAUGAUGAACUAAACCAGUGUUUGACAACUACCCAGAGUGAAAUAUUUCAAUGUGAUAAAUAUGUGAAUGUCUUUUAUAAAUUUUCAAAUCCAAAUAUACAUAAGAUAAGACAUACUGGAAAGAAGCCUUUCAAAUGUAAAAAAUGUGACAAAUCGUUUUGCAUGCUUUUACACCUAACUCAACAUAAAAGAAUUCAUAUUAGGGAAAAUUCUUACCAAUGUGAAGAAUGUGGUAAAGUCUUUAACUGGUUCUCAACCCUUACUAGACACAGAAGAAUUCAUACUGGAGAGAAACCCUACAAAUGUGAAGAAUGUGGCAAAGCUUUUAAGCAGUCCUCAACCCUUACUACACAUAAGAUAAUUCAUACUGGAGAGAAACCCUACAGAUGUGAAGAAUGUGGCAAAACCUUUAACCGGUCCUCACACCUUACUACACAUAAAAGAAUUCAUACUGGAGAGAAACCCUACAGAUGUGAAGAAUGUGGCAGAGCUUUUAACCGGUCCUCACACCUUACUACACAUAAGAUUAUUCAUACUGGAGAGAAACCUUACAAAUGUGAAGAAUGUGGCAAAGCUUUUAACCAAUCCUCAACCCUUACUACACAUAAGAUAAUUCAUGCUGGAGAGAAACCUUACAAAUGUGAAGAAUGUGGCAAAGCUUUUUACCGAUUCUCAUACCUUACUAAACAUAAGAUAAUUCAUACUGGAGAGAAAUUCUACAAAUGUGAAGAAUGUGGCAAAGGCUUUAAUUGGUCCUCGACCCUUACUAAACAUAAAAGAAUUCAUACUGGAGAGAAACCCUACAAAUGUGAACAAUGUGGCAAAGCUUUUAAUGAGUCCUCAAACCUUACUGCACAUAAGAUAAUUCAUACUGGAGAGAAACCCUACAAAUGUGAAGAAUGUGGCAAAGCCUUUAACCGGUCCCCAAAACUUACUGCACAUAAGGUAAUUCAUUCUGGAGAGAAACCCUACAAAUGUGAGGAAUGUGGCAAAGCUUUUAACCAAUUCUCAAACCUUACUAAACAUAAGAUAACUCAUAUUGGAGAUACAUCUUACAAAUAUCUAGAAUGUGAUAAAGCCUUUAGCCAGUCUUCAACUCUUACUAAACAUAAGGUAAUUCAUACUGGAGAGAAACCCUACAACUGUGAAGAAUACGGCAAAGUUUUCAACCAGUCCUCAAACCUAUUGAACAAAGUAAUUCAUACUGGAGAGAAACCCUACAAAUGUGAAGAUUGUGGCAAAGCCUCUAACCAGUCCUGAAUUCUUACUAAACAUAAGAACAUUCAUACUGAAGAGGAACCCUAUGAGUGUGAAGAAUAUGGCAAAGCCUUCAACAAGUCCUCAAUUCUUACCAGACAUAAGAUAAUUCAUGGGCUGGAAAACUUCUACAAGUGUGAACAGUGUGGCAAAACUUUCAACAAAUCAAGUUUAUUAAGAAAACAUGAAAUUUUACAUACUGGAGAGAAACCUUUCAAAUGUAAAAAAUGUGAUGAAUCAUUUUGCAUGCUUUUACACCUACAUCAACAUAAAAGAAUUCAUAUUAGAGAGAAUUCUUACCAAUGUGAAGAAUGUGACAAAGUCUUUAAGCGGUUCUCAACCCUUACUAGACACAAGAGAAUUCAUACUGGAGAGAAACCCUUCAAAUGUGAAGAAUGUGGCAAAGCUUUUAAGCACUCCUCAACACUUACUACACAUAAGACGAUUCAUACUGGAGAGAAACCCUACAGAUGUGAAGAAUGUGGCAAAGCUUUCUACCAUUCUUCACACCUUACUACACAUAAGAUAAUUCAUACUGGAGAGAAGCCCUUCAAAUGUGAAGAAUGUGGUAAAGCUUUUAACCACCCUUCAGCCCUUACUACACAUAAGUUCAUUCAUGCUAAAGAAAAACCCUACAAAUGUGAAGAAUGUGACAAAGCUUUUAACCGAUUCUCAUACCUUACUAAACAUAAGAUAAUUCAUUCUGGAGAGAAAUCUUACAAAUGUGAAGAAUGUGGCAAAGGCUUUAACUGGUCCUCAACCCUUACAAAACAUAAAAGAAUUCAUACUGGAGAGAAACCCUACAAAUGUGAAGAAUGUGGCAAAGCCUUUAAUGUGUCUUCACACCUUACUACACAUAAGAUGAUUCAUACUGGAGAGAAACCCUACAAAUGUGAAGAAUGUGGCAAAGCCUUUAACCACUCCUCAAAACUUACUAUACAUAAGAUAAUUCAUACUGGAGAGAAACCUUACAAAUGUGAAGAAUGUGGCAAAGCUUUUAACCAAUCCUCAAACCUUACCAAACAUAAGAUAAUUCAUACUGGGGAGAAACUCUACAAAUGUGAAGAAUGUGGCAAAGCUUUUAACCGAUCCUCAAACCUUACUACACAUAAGAGAAUUCACACUGGACAGAAACCCUACAAAUGUGAAGAAUGUGGCAAAGCUUUUAACCGAUCCUCAAACCUUACUAAACAUAACAUAAUUCAUACUGGAGAGAAAUCUUACAAAUGUGAAGAAUGUGAGAAAUUCUACAAAUGUGAACAAUAUGGCAAAGCCUUUAACCAGUCUUCAACUCUUACUAAACAUAAGAUAAUUUAUACUGGAAAGAAACUCUACAAACCAGAAAGAUGUGGCAAUGCUUUUGACAACGCCUCAAAGUUUUCUAACCAUAAAAGAAAUUAUACUGGUGAGAAAUCUUAGAAAUCUGAAGAAUGAGACAAAACCUUUAAAUGGUUUUCACACUUCAUUGUAGGUAAGGUAAUUCGUACUGGAGAAAACACCUACAUGUGUGAACAAUGUGGCAAAACUUAACCAAUGCUCACACUUUAUUGUACAGGAAAGCAUUUGUACUUGAGAUAAAUUAUACAAAUAUAAAGACUGAAAAAGCCAUUAAUAUGUGUUCAUAUCUCAACACCAGAGAGUUCAUACUUAAUAAAAGCAUUAUAAGUACAAUUACUGUCAAAAGAUCUUUCAGAAAAUACAAGCUUUUGACCAGGUGUGGUGGCUCAGGCCUGUAAUCCCAGCACUUUGGUAGGCCAAGGCAGGUGGAUCAUGAGGUCAGGAGUUUGAGACCAGCCUAUCCAAGAUGGUGAAACCCCAUCUCUACUAAAAAUACAACAAUUAGCCGGUCGCGGUGGUGGUGCCUGUAAUCCCAGCUACUCAAGAGGCUGAGGCAAGAGAAUCACUUGAACUCGGGGAGGGAGAGAUUGCAGUGAGCUGAGAUUGCACUCUAGCCUGGGCCACAGAGCAAGACUCCAUCUAAAAAGUAAAAAAAAAGAAAAUAUGAACUUUCACAGUGAAGAAUAUUUAUUUUGAAGAUGAACUUUACAAAUAUAAAGCGGGUGGUAGUGCCUUUACUUGUAUCACAGAUCUUAUUGUAGACAUUUUUUGUAGAGGAAAAACUCUGAAGCACUUUCACACUUUGUUCAAUAUCAGGGAAUUAAUAUUGAAGAAAAAUCAUGCAAAUGUAGUAAAUUUGGAAAAACACUUUUUCAAAAACUACAGCUUAGAAAACAGAGUUCAUACUAGAAUAUAGAUGCAGUAAAAGUUAAAAAAAAAUUUAAUCCAUAAGUCUGUGUAAAUAUCAGAAUUUAUGGUAGAAAUACAUAAGGCACUGACACAUCAGAUAUACUAAAUCAGAGGGCUGAGUAUAGAAAAUAAAACUAAAGUUGGUAGAAAAAUUAUUUGUAUAUAACUUUAAGAGGAUCAGAAGGUUUUUUGCAGUUAUAAUUACAUUCAAAGUAUACUUUAUUUCUUGAAAAAUAUUACAGAUUUUUUGAAAAGUGAGUAAUGAUGUCAUUCAACUCUGAAAUUCCUGCUGUUUCUUCAUUCCUAUUGGAUUCACAUGUGAAAGCAUGGGAUCAAUUAUUGCUGUAUCAAAGAUAUGAGAGAUUCUUUAUUUGUUUUGUUCUGUUUGAGAUGGAGUUUUGCUCUUUCGCUCAGGCUGGAGCGCAGUGGCGUGAUCUUGGCUCACUGCAACCUUCAACUUCCAGUUUCAAGCGAUUCUCCUGCCUCAGCCUUCUGAGUAGCUGGGAUUACAGGCGCAUAUCACCACGCCCAGCUAAUUUUUAUAUUUCUAGUAGAGACAGGAUUUCAUCAUGUUGGCCAGGCUGGUCUUGAGCUCCUGACCUUGUGAUCUGCCCACCUUGGCCUCCCAAGGUGCUGGGAUUACACAGGCAUGAACCACUGCUCCUGGCAAGAGAUUCUUUUUUAUUAGGUGGGCAUUAUUUGUGAUCUUUUCUAUUGAAAAGUAAAGACAUUAGAAUGUAAGAUGCAUAAUGAAAAUAUAAGUGGAGAGGCUCUUUGGGGUUAACUUGUAAUAUUGAGUGGUGCAUGAGGUUGGUGUUCAGAGUAAUAUUCUGCAUUAUGAAAAGAAAACUUAUUUAAAAUUAAAUUUAGUAGUAUAUUAUCAUACUAAUUAUACUUUUAUAUAAGAAGAUGCAGUACAUUUUUAAAAUUUUAGAUUGUGUGAAGUUAAUAGUUUAACUUAACAUUUUUAACAUGUUAAAUACUAUUGUGCAUUCAAUGAAGCAUUAUUAUACCACAAACUUUACCCUCUUCCACCUUACUCGAGGGGUAUAGGUAUAAGAUGGUAACGAUAUACUAUUUAGUAGCAUAAUGGAUUAACAUCUCUAGUAAUUUUUUUUGCCAGUGGCUUUAAACUGCAAAUAAGUUAAAAAAUAUUGUUUCUGUAGGUUAAAUUUUUAUUUUGUUUUUAAUCAUUUAAGUUUAUUUUAAUUUUGGUGGGUACAUAAUAUGAGUAUAUAUUUAUGCACUUAUAUGGCAUAUUUUAGUACAGGAAUACAAUAUAUAGUAAUAGCAUCAGGGUUAAGUGAGGCAUCCUUCACCCAUAGCAUUUCUCCUUUGUUUUACAAACAAUCCAAUCCUACACUUUUUAAAAAUUUUUUGUUGUUGUUGUUCUUGUUGUUGUUGAGAC
Pongo pygmaeus (Bornean orangutan) is the source of this 12712-nucleotide messenger RNA. Its product is annotated as zinc finger protein 430. NCBI's taxonomy places the organism in Eukaryota, Metazoa, Chordata, Mammalia, Primates, Hominidae. Gene Ontology annotation, biological process: regulation of DNA-templated transcription. The record is from RefSeq and is a predicted model, not a curated record.